AUGUCGGCUCAUCCUGCUCCGCCUCCACCUUCCUUCUUCCCCGUUCCUCACACCGCCCCUAUUAUGCCUAUCAACCUUCCUCCGCUUCCCAUGCACCUCGCCCCAGGUCCGCGUGGGUCGCUCAGCCCAUUCAGCAGGGGCCCAAAGGGGCGGAACCAGCGAAGGGAGUCGGUCGGGCCAUUCGCCUCGGGUAUGCAGGGAGGAAGGAAGGCGUCAGGAGGAUUGGGUCUCAUGGGUCCAGUAUCAGCUCAGAUCAUGGGCAGAUUCCCGACUCAGAUGCCCCCACCAAUGCUCGAGCCGAAUCUCGCCCCCCUCUUCGACUUCAGCAUGGCUGCGCCGGUUCCUCCAGCUAAUGGUCUACCCCGUCCCCAUCCUCAUCUUACCAACACCGACCUCUUCAUCUCGAAUGUCCCUGCAGAUCUGCCGGAAGCUGCUAUCGCGGAUGCCCUGCGGGAUUGCCUGCCUGUCCGGAUUAAGCUCAAUGUGCCUGUCCAGCAGGGGGAUCGCUUGAAGCCGGACGCUUACUACGAUUGGAUGCCUAGGUCUGGUACCCUUCAUUUUGUCAGCUUGCACAGCGCCGAGAAAGCGUUAGCUAUCCUGAUUGCCCACCCAUACCUCGCCCACGCGGGCCUCAUCGUCUCGACGUACCCUCCCCCUACUUCCCCACACCACCUUCCCAACAUCCUGCCCUUUCCCGACCCGCCCGUACCCGCUCGGUACAUCCGUCCUACCCUGCAAGUCUCGCCAGCUCCAACAACUAUCUCGCAAGACCCAGCUCAGGCUCUUCACUCGCAAGUGCCCUCGCUGGGUGAGCUCUUUGACGCUUUCCGUCCAUGGGCGUCACUGCGGCAAAUCACUGUCUGGCUCGAAGAGCAGCCGUCCUCGUGCGGACCGCCGACGAUGUCAUGGGGCGCAAGGGUGUUGUUCUGGUAUGAGGAUGAGGCGAGGCGGUUCGAGGUAGGGUUCGGUGCGACUGGGUUGCUCAUCAAAGGGUAUCAAAUCUUUGUCUUCCCCGAGCAGCCCCUCAUAGCUCCUCCACCACCUACAUUCGAUGCUUCACCACCCGCUCCUCGACUCCCGCCAGCCAUCCCGCUCGCCCAGCCGAUGCUCAAUUUAGGCAACAAUAACGUCGACCCCGAAAUCUUCCGUCGCAUGGGCAUGCCAGUCUUCCCUUCGGUCUUCCCCACUCCGAACCUCCAUCAAGCAUCCCCGCCCACCCCUCUCACCCCGUCCAACCACUUCAAGACACCCUGGAUCAACCAUAAUGUCUUUGCGGGCAACUCACAGCCGCUCGUCUCGCCAUCCGCUGCCCGACCCCAUGACCGUCGCCAGAGCGUUCCGACCGGCCCGAAUCAGGUCCAGCUGGGGAUCCGCCGGUCCGUCAAUAACAUGAAGAGUGGGGUUGUGGCGGGACACGCGCGCCAGCGGACGUGGAGCGUGACGCUGUCGAACUCAGUCGAGGGGGAGUUGGUGCCGACGGGGCUGGUGGCUGAUGAUGGGACUACGAUUCAGCAUGGUCCUGGACAGCAUAUCCGCCCAGCACCAGACUCUGGACCAGGAUCGACUAGCGUGUCUGGUCUGGUUGACUAUUCGAACGUCUUUGUCAAGAACCUGGACCCGGAUAUCAACUCUUACUUCCUCGAAGACCUCUUCUCCAAUAUCGGACGGAUCAUCAGCGCCAAGGUCAUGCGCGAUGACGAAGGACGAAGCAGAGGUUACGGCUUUGUCAGCUUUUACUCGCCAAAUGAGGCUGCUCAUGCCAUCAAGGUCAUGCACAACACCCGGGUCGGCUCUCAGCAGAUCGCCGUCACGCUGCACGAGCCUCGAAGGCUGCGCCCAGACAAGCUGGCGGAGCGGACAGCUCAGAUUACGGGUGCUCCGCUGGCUCGGUCGCCGCAGGUCGUCAACAAGCGGUCGAGUAGUCCGCUUAGGAUCAAGAGGGAUCGGCAUGUCAGCGCUCCUGGGCAAGCUUCGUCUAUCACUCCGACGCUUGACACUCCUCUCGUCCCCUCGACGGCCGAGACUCCCGGUGGACGGCUCCUGGUGGUCCUGCCGGACGAUCAACUCCGGAUCAAGCUUACCGAGGAAGUCGCCAAGAUCGACCCCAUCGAAGCUGAAGCGGUGGUCGAUAUCCUUUGGCCGGUCCUGCAGCCUCACGAGCGGUACCGCGCACUCGAGAGCAGGGGGUACCUCGCGACAAAGUACGGCGUGGCGAAGCGGGAGCUGCAAGGUCAGAGGGACAAGGAGGCGGACCAGCCCGUCGACACCCCGUCGGAUCUCGACUCAUCGCUCAACUCACAAGGCAGCCACACUACCUCGGCGACUAGCAUUGUCCCUCCCGUCGAGCUCAUCCCCCUCGCCGAGAUCGACCUCGACAAGCUCGCCUCCCGCUCCGCUGUCGACAUCAUGGCGCACCUCUCCUCCCCUAUCGGUACCCAAAUCCUCGAUAAGCUCGGUAUGACCCGUCCUACCUCGGACGAGGCGGGACGGCUCGCUCGGUGGAUAUUGGCAGUGAGGGAGAAGCAGGCGGUACAGCGGGAUGCGGAGAUCAGUGCGGUCUUGGCAAAGCAUUUCCAGCCGAGUUGGGGUAAACGAUCCGUACAUGUCAAGGUGGCGAGGGAAUUGGUGGAGAAGGAGGAUUUGGGUGCUUUGUGUAAAUUGAUCGCCUAUCCGAACUUGCUUGAUGCAAAGGCUCGGGUGUAUAACGAGAAGACGACGGUGUGA
Molecule: messenger RNA, 2724 nt
Organism: Dioszegia hungarica
Lineage: Eukaryota; Fungi; Basidiomycota; Tremellomycetes; Tremellales; Bulleribasidiaceae
Exons: 13
Coding region: 1-2724 (907 amino acids)
Biological process (GO): positive regulation of mRNA splicing, via spliceosome
Cellular component (GO): U12-type spliceosomal complex; nucleolus
Molecular function (GO): RNA binding
Source: RefSeq, a predicted model, not a curated record